Molecule: messenger RNA, 4972 nt
Organism: Cheilinus undulatus (humphead wrasse)
Lineage: Eukaryota; Metazoa; Chordata; Actinopteri; Labriformes; Labridae
Product: glycerol kinase-like
Exons: 20
Coding region: 215-1837 (540 amino acids)
Biological process (GO): glycerol metabolic process; glycerol-3-phosphate biosynthetic process; triglyceride metabolic process
Cellular component (GO): mitochondrion
Molecular function (GO): glycerol kinase activity
Source: RefSeq, a predicted model, not a curated record
UCAUGCCCCACGGUCUGUCCGACCCGUGCCUGCGCUGGAGUCCGACCCCUUCACGAGGAGACGUGGAUUACACCGAAGUAAAAACAUUAAAAAAAAAAACAAAACAUCCCAUCUCGUGUCGGGGAUCCCGGACGGACUCGAAGGCAGCAGCAGGUUGUGAUUAACGUCCUGUUUUGUGAGUUUUUACCGUCCACGAGGAGAAAAAGACACCGGGAUGGAUCCGCUGGUAGCCGCGAUCGACCAGGGCACGAGCUCGACGAGGUUUCUGGUCUUCAAUGCAAAAACAGCUGAACUGAUCAGUCAACAUCAAGUUGAGAUCAACCAGAGCUUCCCAAAGGAAGGCUGGGUGGAGGAGGACCCUAAGGAAAUAAUGCAGUCUGUGUACGAGUGCAUGGAAAGGACCUGUGAGAAACUGUGUCAGCGAAACAUCGACAUCUCCAACAUAAAGGCGGUGGGAGUGACCAAUCAGAGAGAGACGACGCUGGUUUGGGACAAAGAGACAGGAGAACCACUUUACAAUGCCAUCGUUUGGUUGGAUCUGCGGACACAGUCCACAGUGGAGAGACUGAUCAACAAGACUCCAGGAAAGAACAAGAACCACCUUAAGCACAAGACCGGCCUUCCCAUCAGUACGUACUUCAGUGCUGUGAAGCUGCGAUGGCUGUUGGACAACGUGGAUGAGGUGAAACAGGCGGUGAUGAGCGAACGAGCGCUGUUUGGCACAGUGGACUCGUGGAUCAUCUGGUGUCUGACGGGGGGCAGGAACGGAGGGGUCCACUGUACAGACGUCUCAAACGCCAGUCGUACCAUGCUUUUCAACAUUCACACCAUGGACUGGGACCCUGAACUCUGCAGGUACUUCGAUGUCCCGAUGGAAAUCCUCCCCAAAGUCAACAGCUCCUCUGAAAUCUACGGCUUCAUGAAAUCCAGCUCUCUUGCAGGAGUUCCGAUCUCAGGGUGUCUUGGUGACCAGUCGGCUGCCCUUGUCGGACAGAUGUGCCUCAAGGAGGGUCAGGCCAAAAACACCUAUGGAACAGGCUGCUUCCUUCUCAGAAAUACAGGAACCAAGCCUGUCAUGUCUGAUCAUGGCCUGCUCACCACAGUCGCCUACAAAAUGGGCAAAGAAGAGCCUGCCUGCUACGCACUUGAGGGUUCAGUUGCCAUUGCAGGGGCUGUGGUACGGUGGCUGAAAGACAACAUGGGGAUUGUAAAGUCCUCCUCAGAGAUUGAGUCUCUAGCAGCUGCAGCCGGUUCGUCGUAUGGUUGUUACUUUGUGCCGGCCUUCUCUGGGCUCUAUGCCCCCUACUGGGAGCCGAGUGCAAGAGGCAUCAUCUGCGGCCUCACUCAGUUCACAAACAGGAAUCAUUUGGCUUUCGCAGCGCUGGAGGCCGUCUGUUUUCAGACCAGGGAGAUCCUUGAUGCCAUGAACCAGGACAGCGGCAUCCCUCUGACUCAGCUGCAGGUGGAUGGCGGCAUGACGUCCAACAGAUUACUGAUGCAGCUGCAGGCCGACAUCCUCUGCAUCCCCGUAGUACGACCCACCAUGUCAGAGACCACAGCUCUGGGUGCAGCCAUGGCAGCAGGAGCUGCAGAGGGCGUUGACGUGUGGAACCUAAGCGCUGGUCACCUCCCACAUGUCACAAGAGAAAAAUAUGAACCUCAGAUUAACUCUGACGAGAGUGAGUUUCGCUUUGCUCGCUGGAAAAAAGCUGUGCAGAAAGCCAUGAACUGGGAGACCUCAGAGCCUUGCUGCAACACCAACGGUUUAGGAAAGAAGAUGAACGGCGCCCCCUGGGGGGUCCCUCCAACCCCUCCCCCAACCAGAGCAGACCCCUAAGAUCACCAGCAGUAACUGAGCCACAAGACCUCCACAGAAACACGGACGCUUACUCUGCAGCUAAAACAGAAGAGGAAAUAUGCUCAUAGUGUGUAAAGGACGUAACAGCUGCACGGGGCAAUGUGCUGUCGACUCAGAGCAAUACAUAGCCUGCUAGCAGUGGCCUUGCUCUGCUGUAACAUAACUAAAACCUCAAACCCCAGUGCCGGCUGAAUGAGGAGCUUUUAGAAACAACUGUGGAACUAUUUUAGUAGAUUUUUGUGUCUUCCUUUUCUAUGAAAAAAGGGAAAGUGUUUCUGAAGCAUCCUUUAAACGAUGAAUUUGCCUUCGUCAGUACGGUGUAGAGAAAAUCAGAAGUCAAGAGCUGCACUAUUUUACCUCAUCACUGUAAGAAAAUAGAACACUGGAGUAUUUUUGUCUUACUAUUUCUGAUCUUUGUCCACCUUUCCUCUAACUUUCCUACACGGGACUUGUUGGAAACGGUCAGCGUACGUCCUUUUAAAGUUGGGUUUGUUUCUGGAUGAAAUGAAGAGGAACCAGACUGAUGUGUUUGAGUCACAAUAAUCAACCACUGGAUCUUUUUAAUGAGCUUCAAGUCUUUUGGAUUAAGGAGUAAAGAAAAAUGUUUUGACACGUUUCCUAUCUGAAUCUACAAAAGCAGACACUGCAGGCUCUCAACAGCACUUUAUAAUUUAUCCUGUGUACUGAGAGGAUGGAUAAGGGAGUCCUGAGUGCUUGUUUUUUCUCAAGAUAGAAGUAUUUUUAACCAGAUUGUUUUUAAAGGGAUUUAAUGUAUGAUUUUUUGUUUAAGUAUGCCAGGUGUCCACAAAUGCAAUCAGUUAAAGGGAAGUUCUGAUGCUUUUAACCAGGGCCUUAUUUUUACAUAUUUAAGGGUCUAAGUGACAGAAAGAUUGCUCCAGGGCCCGGUUGUUCAAAAGUAAUCCAACGGGACUAACAGCUUAAUCCUAAUAGCAAGCAACACGUGUGAGCUUCAGCAACAAAAUCUGUGAUGCAAGACAGUAUUACUCAAACGAACAACGUCAAACAUCUGCGAACAAAGAUCUGCAAAGUUCUAAGGGUGUCCUGCUGGAAAGUCAUUGAUUUUGUCUGACUUUUCUCAUUAAACAGAACUUGUUUAGUUGUUUAGUGGAGAAAGAGGUGCGUGAAUUAUUUCCAUAUCAGCAUUUGAAAUGUUGUGGUUUCUCUUGUUUCCACAGAUGCAACACUACUUUUUAAACUGCCGUCAAACGCUCGUCAAAACAAAGCACAACAUGUCUGUUCGCUGUUUUCAAAAUAAAAGCACUGCAUUUCAUACUGUUCUUGGGGAGAGAAUGAAAAUAAGAGUUAAAUGUUUGUCAUGUGGAGAGCCAGAGUCUCAUGCUGUUAGGAAGUGCUGUAAUCUUUUUAAUCUGACCACAUCUUGAAAUCUGAUUGCCAAAAAAAAAGAUUACGUGGGUAGUCCAAGCCUGUUUUUUUGGAUUAAACAUCCAGUUUUUGUUAAAAACUCCAAUUGUGGCUUUCCACACAGCUAUGGAGACAUCAACUAGUGGGAAGAAUUUACCAGCUAGUGUGUCUGGAGGCGUAAUUGUGCCUGCAUCCCAACACUCGAGAAGAAACACAUUGCAAACAAAUUCUACCAAUGAGGACAUACAUGAUUGCCAAAGCAAUGUAAAUAUGGCUCUCUCUUUAGCAUUUCCUGACUAUUAUAUCCAAAAAAGAUGCCUGUGGAAAAGCUUUGUAUUCUCUAGACUCUCUGUGUGAUAUGCAGUGCUCAUACAGGCAGUCUAAAAGCCUCAACUUGCAUGUCAACAUGCAUGCUGAAAUUAAUAUCCAGCUGUGACGCUGCUGGGGUGGGGCCACCACACACCCAGUCUGAAACGGGCCUCACUUCCUCAUGGGCGAGGUUUACACAGACGUACAAGAAUCUUUCUCAUGAAUAUAAGAGAUUUAGUAGAGGCUAGCGAUUCCAUGUUUAACUUUAGUAGGCUCACACCAGGAAAAUACAGCUUUGGAUGUUUGUCUCAAAGCUGUGCUGGUGGAAAACCAUGCUCCAGUACAAAAAAACAAGAUAAUCCUGACUCCACCAGAACGCUAAAUUCAGACAGAUUUACAGGGGGUGGGGAAAUUGUAAGAAACUUUUAAAUAUGUAAAUAAAAUAGAACAUUUUUACAAGGUAGUUGACAUUUUAGAAGAUUAAAAAUAUUGUUGACAAGAAUGUAAGUAGAUGAUCUAGAUUUUAACGGGAAGUUUGAGGACCAUCGUCCUUGUAAAGUAUUUUACCUUAUAGCAAAGAUUUCAAGUAAGAGUGCAGAUCUGUUAUUUGUUUCUAUUUGUGCAUAUUUUGCGCCCCCUGUGGACAAAAUAUGUGGCAUGAAGUCCCCUUUAAAGCCCUGGUAAUCCAGACUUGGUAUUUCAUUAAGUCUCUACCUUUAUAAGGUUGAUCCAAUCCUUUUUGGGUAAAUAACUGGGACAGAGGGAGCUGGAUUAUGAAAUGAUGGUUAGGAAAAAAUGAAUGUGGAUCAUUUCAUGUGGAUUUAAUCUUUUGAGCAAUCAGGCCCAGACGAAUGCUUUAAACACUAAUCUGGUGUAACUAAUAGUCUCUGGUUAAUGAUUUAUGAUUGCUGCAGCCUGAUGUUUGAGGUCAAAUGUGCACUAUCAAAGUGUUUCCUCUGAAUGUUAUUUUCACCACUUUCAUCUCAGACUAUUAUUAGUGUUUGACAUUACAGAGAGGAUCCCAGCAGAGAUAGGCCUCAUGGUCAAAAAGUAACUUAAUUUUUUGCCAUAGACAAAAUAAACCAAUGUGUUUCUGGGGAUCCUUAAAGUGCAUAAAUAAUGUGCUUUUAUGUGGAUCACCUUUGAUUCUAAGCAUUUUGUCUCAAAGAAUAUUUUGCAUCUAUUGCAGUCUGACUGCAGCAUUUCCAGAACUUUUUCAAAAUGUUAACCCUUACAUUUUAAACACUGAAACUGACAGUCAACCAUGUAUGCACACGCCUUUUAGCUAUAAGCCAUUGUACAGCCUGUAAAAAUCUUAACUGCCACUUUAAUUCUAAACGACGACACUGCAGUGUUUUGGUACAUCAUGUGUAAUUUCCUGAUUUUCUAUUAUUAAAAGGGAACAUCUGGUUAAUGUAUAAA